AAGAUAGGUUAUGGUCGGUUGAACACAGUUCGAUGGCUGACAGGUACGAAGAUGGGGGAAGGAGGGGGCUGGUUCUUUGCUCUUGGCAGAUGUUCCUUCCGUGCACUCGAGUGUCUUCUUGAUCAAAGCGCUCUCGAUGCAAACCUGUGUCGCCGUCACAUGAGCAGAGACAGGACUUGGGGCAAGUCCGAGAUGUUUUGGAGGGAGUCCGAAGAACUGGUCAGAGAAGCGGAUGACCCCGCCUCUGUACCCCGCCAUAUGAUGGCAUCUAACUGCAUGGGGCGACCCAUCCGUAGAUGCUUACAGAUGCUUUGAGGCUCGAACAUUCAUCGAGAGCAGAUAUAUAGAGCGCCAUUGAGCCUUGUCCUCACCAUCAUUUGACCCCGAAACACCACGAUCAUGUCUUCCGCAGCCUCUUUCCGCCAGCUCAUCGGCAUGUCGCCAUCGACAGCCAGCGUCUCGGACUCCACCCUCAUCAUCAUCGACGCCCAGAACGAAUAUGCCGAGGGUCAAUUGAAGUGCUCCAACACCGCGUCCUCUCGCAAGGUCAUCGCCUCGCUGCUGAAGAAGUACCGCGACGGCAACGGAAAGAUUGUCCACGUUGUGCACGACACACCCGAUGGCGCACCCGUCUUCACACCUGGCACCAAGCUCGCCGAGGAGUUCGAGGAGCUUGCACCAAAGGAUGGAGAGAAGGUUAUCCACAAGAACUACCCUAGCUCUUUUGCCAAAACCGACCUGCACGAGCACCUUGGUGGUGGCAAGAUUGUGCUGACCGGAUACAUGGCGCACGUUUGCGUGUCGACAACAGCCAGACAAGGAGCCGAGCUGGGUUAUGAUGUUGUGUGUGUCGAGGACGCAAUCGGCGACCGAUCGAUCCCUGGAGUCGAGGCUGAGGAGCUGACCAAGACUGCUCUAAACGAGAUUGCCGAUGCAUUCGGUACCGUCAUUCAGAGCAGCGAGAUCAAGUAGACCAUAACACAGAGCUCACUGUCUAUAAUCCUCAAUCUUCCUCAGCAUGUUUCAAUGUGUAGAUGGUC
This is a messenger RNA of Aureobasidium subglaciale EXF-2481, 1040 nucleotides long. RefSeq lists its product as uncharacterized. Lineage: Eukaryota; Fungi; Ascomycota; Dothideomycetes; Dothideales; Saccotheciaceae. The record is from RefSeq and is a predicted model, not a curated record. The transcript is spliced from 2 exons. Bases 400 to 972 code for a protein of 190 amino acids.